Ooceraea biroi (clonal raider ant) is the source of this 3264-nucleotide messenger RNA. RefSeq names its product superoxide dismutase [Cu-Zn]. Lineage: Eukaryota; Metazoa; Arthropoda; Insecta; Hymenoptera; Formicidae. The record is from RefSeq and is a predicted model, not a curated record. Gene Ontology annotation, molecular function: copper ion binding. Gene Ontology annotation, biological process: superoxide metabolic process.
GCUCUACUAUCCUUCGCCGAGAUUUCCCCGCUCGUGAGAACUCGAUAAAUAAUUUCUUCACCGUCAGCGAACGACAGAAUUUCAGGAAUACAUGACCCACAUAAAAAAUGAGAACUUUUUCUCUGAAUGAAUACUGGGACUGGGCGCUACGAAAGAUCAGACUGACGGCUCGGCGAUUGAUUCAAACGGCUGCGGAUAAUUAAGCAUCGUCAAUGACGGCCGCGAUGAUUGACAAGGUCCUCUUGCGCAAGGAUCGCCGUCGAUCAGCAUGAAACACAACCCAACCGAUGCCUGCGACUCCUUUCAUUGACACACUCCACACUCUCGUGGCACACUCUCGUGUGUGGCGUGGUGGCAAUAGCGUAGAGACAAGCGCUCGUGAAACGUCGAGAUUAUGACCUCCGCACCUCCGCGGUUCACUGCCUUGACCCUGCGGAUUUCCUCUACCGCGAGAUAAAGAUUACCUUGGUCGCUCCAUGGCGCGAGCGGCAGCUUUGGGACGUCAAGCAUCGAGCUGUCGAAUUUACCUUGGAAGGUAAAACCUCGACUAGCCAAUGACUACGCCGACGGAUUUUGUGUAAACGGAGAUAAGUAUCGUGCUGUCAUGAUAAGUUUACCAUCUUCCACACGGAUGGAGGAACUUGUAAUUUACGUGUUACUACCAUUGGGUCGAUUAGGUCGAUUAGAUGGAAAAAUCGGUAUUUGUGUCAAUCGUGACAAAUGGCGAUUGUGACUAAUCGCGUAAUUAAUACUUCCAAUAAUCCAAGAUAAAUCUGCAUAAUUAACAGCAUCUCGGAACUCGCGCAGAAGAAAUCUCGAGAUAUCUCAGUGAAGAGAUCUCGGGAUUUAUCAGUGGAUAGAUCAGAAGAUACAAAGUUAAUAAAGUCUCUCAUGCUACAUUAAUUUAUUAAGUUCUGCUUAAUCAAUCUUUCUUUUAAAUAUUAUGAAAGUAUCAUAUCUUUUUUAAUAAUCGCAUUCGUUUGAAUAAUUUUCAGAUAAAGUUUUCCAAGUAUUUACUUCAGCUGAACCGAAACCUUGACAAUCUUUGUACCGCUGCAAAUAUUCGAUUCGUCGCUGGAAAUAUUCGAACAACUUGACAAACAAUGUCUCUCCGCUUCGUGCUGCGGAACAAAUUCCAUCAGCAUUCCUAUCGGAAUCCAAUGGGAGAGAAAAAUCGCGCGUCAUUCGGGUCAAUUACCGGCUAUGGGACGAAGUUCGCGCAACAACCAUCACCGUUCCGGUUGGGCAACCGGGAAAAUUGCGCGUCCCGGUUUUCGCUGCUCUUGGCGCACCCCAUGUGCUGCCCAGAUGACUUGACCAGAUUAGCUCGUGGUAUCAACGCGGAAUCUGAGCCGAUCCGUCAGCCUGAAGCGCGAAACGCUUGCGGCCACAUCUCGCUUUCACUUGGCUGGUCCCGCGCGCGGACCACGUGUGCACCUUCAUGUCGCGCCGAUGUAGCGAGCUGAUGCGUUCACGAAGAAGGAAACGAACCGGCAACGCGCUUCGUGUCUGCUGCUGCCGCUGAUGCUGUUGCUGCGGAUUGCGCGCGUCCGAUUCAAUCUGAUCCGAUCCAAUCCAUGCUUAGUAGUCUUAGUAGCUGCUUGAUAGUCGGUAGUCGCACGGUCGCGCCUCGUUAAAUCGAUAUCGCUCAUCCGCGAGAUCGGGACCCCCUGGUGCCUCGGCACGUUCUCGGGCGCGCACGCAGCAUGAAGCUCUCGAGAACAGCCUGCCUUCGUCCUCGUCGUGACUCGUCGAUGACGUAACGCAUAAAUACACGCCAACGGGGGAAUCGGCAAGCCGGUGGCUUCUUCUUCUGCUUCAUCUUCUUCUUGCUCCUCUGCGAGGAGGAGAAGGAGGAGGAGGAGGAGGAGGAGGAAGAGGAGGAGGAGAGGAUAGUCUACAAGGAGCGGUGGUCCCGAUGGUAGCAGCUUCAUGAUCGGUACGGCGCGAGAUCGUUAUCGCGAGAAGUGGAUGAAUCUCUGAGCUGCCAGGUCUCGUUGCGAUCGAAUCGAGAAGGAGGAGAUAGUACAGCGUACAGGGGAGCAGGGAGAAGAAAAGAGGAGGAGGAGAAGGAGCAACAGCGGCAGGUCUCGAAGACGCCGUCCUGCCAUCAGACACGCUUUAUCCUCCGAUCGACUUGGAGGACUCCUCGCGGAACCGUAUCGCUGAUAACUCUCCGGCUCACUUUCGGGACUCCUGGCUCGCCAAGAUGUGGCGGCUGUCGAUAGUGAUCGGUAUGAUCGCGAUCGUGAGGGCCGGACCGUACGAUAGGAUGGCGGUCUCGAUGAACGACAGGACGCUGUUCAUCAGAAGCCUGCCGGGUUACCCUGGGACCAGGAGCGAUCUCUACGAGGUCUUCAUGGAGCCAUAUUAUUUUGCAGUCGGUCUGAAAGCCGUGGUGGAAUUAAAAGCUCUCGGCGAGGAUGGGUCGCCGAUGAACGGGCCUCGAGGGAUUCUAACGUUGGAGCAGCAUCCCGAGGGGGUCAGGGUCACGGGCACUAUCACGGGAUUAAGCCCGGGAUUGCACGGGUUCCACGUGCACGAGAAAGGAGAUUUGAGGAAAGGUUGCAAUUCGGCUGGCCCGCAUUUUAAUCCAUACAUGGUGACUCACGGAGCGCCGAGCGACCCGUUACGUCACAUCGGCGACCUCGGCAAUAUCGAGGUCGGGCAGGAUGGAGUGGCGCAUAUCGACGGUAUGGAUCACUACUUGAGCCUGGUGGGUGUCCGAGGCGCGAUCGGCAGAGCCCUGGUGGUCCACGAGAAACCCGAUGACCUCGGCCGCGGUGGAACCGAAGAGAGCCUCAAGACCGGAUCGGCGGGCAGCCGCAUCGCCUGCGGUGUCAUCGGCUUCUUGUAAAGAGAUUUGUUAAUAGCGAAUUCGGUCCCUGGAUGCUGCCAUGCACGGAGACGUUCACGAGCGAUCGGUGAACGCACACGUGGCGAUUAUUCUUUGUCGAAAAUCGAUCGCUUUUAUCGCUUUUAUCUGCGAGAGGAUUUGACUGGAUGUCUAUGUAUCUUUUCAUAACUUUCAUAUUUUUAUAUUGAACACUUUGCUAUCUAUGUGAAUCAAGAUUUCGGUCAAAAUAAAUCGACCGCGAUUGAGGAAUUGUUGAUGCGACUCGGAUUUGUAUAUAAUAUUGUGCACACCGAUGCAUCCAACUGGAUUCGCUGGACUAGACGUUGCACGUAGCACCCCGUCCACUACAAUACUAAUUUAAUUGCGCCCAUUUGUACCGUUCAAUAAAUCACAAAUGUAAUCGAGCA